This is a messenger RNA of Symbiodinium sp. CCMP2592, 810 nucleotides long. NCBI's taxonomy places the organism in Eukaryota, Dinophyceae, Suessiales, Symbiodiniaceae. The record is from the annotation of a GenBank genome assembly.
AUGACGUGGGCACAAGGCCCUGAUGAAGGCCCCAUGCUGGCUGUGGAGAUGAGCUUUGAUGAAGAAGAGUAUGAAAUGACGUUUGACGCUCCGGAGCCUCCCCAGGAGUUGCCAAGAAUCACUGAGGGUGCGAUUUUCAAACGUAUGUGGCGAAUGUUCCGCCCCAGACAAGACGGCAGCUACCUGGUGCCCGAGUCCAUGGUGAAAGAGUAUCAGAACAAGGUCUCAAGGCCGACCGUCGUUCGUGCUUUUGAACGCUGUGGCUAUCAUGUGGAAAAGUUUCUGAAGAAGGUCAACAAGACCCUCGAGGACGUGGAGGAGGUUGAAAUCGAGGAGGACUGGGAGUUCAUGACCGAGGAUGAGAUGAGGGAAGCCAAUUGGAAGACCCACCGCUCCAUCGUCCGCCGAAUGAUGGAGGCAGAGGAGGAGGGCGAGAUCGAGGACAAAGACCUCGCCAUGGAUUGGGGGAAGAUGGAUAUGCAGGGCUGCAACAGCAGUGCACCGGCUGGUGGCGCAAACCAGGGGCCUUCGCUAGAUGGGGUGGACAAGAAGACCCUGCAGUGCUUCCCUGACCUGGAGAAGGUUUCGGUGCCUUCGUCAAUAGUGCCCAAAGCAGGAGCCGCCGUGCAGAAAUGCUUAGCUAAGCUUUCGGCCCGCAUGAGCGAGCUGUUGCUGUGUGUGGAAUCUGACCUCGUGACGAAGCCGAUGAUGCAACGACUUACCCAGAUGCGAGACAACCUCGCAACUGCAGAUGCUCAGAUGACCAAGCUUUACGAGCAGGGCAUGCUGGAUGGGUACGAUGGCGAGUAG